Phascolarctos cinereus (koala) is the source of this 1302-nucleotide messenger RNA. Lineage: Eukaryota; Metazoa; Chordata; Mammalia; Diprotodontia; Phascolarctidae. The record is from RefSeq and is a predicted model, not a curated record.
AUGGCUGAGAUGAGGAUAAUGAGAAAAAUAGCCAACGUGCUUCAGAAAAUCAAUUCCCCAAUUCAUGAGGUGCCAGAGACUAGAACAGGAAGCCCAGACUCUCCUGCAGAAUCUUCAGCCACUGCAAGAAGCCUGAGGCCUCAUCUUUUUGUACCACAAGGGGACACAUGGAGCCCAGAGUGCAUUCGAGUCCUGCUGGAUGUGUGGGCCUCCCCUGAUAUCCAGGCUAUGAGGGGAGCCAGGAAGCGACGCCGAGUGAUCUAUAGGUCUAUAGCCAAUAGGCUAAACAAAGAGGGUGUGAAGCGAACCUGGGUACAGUGUCGGGACAUGAUGCAGGCCUUGGAAGACUUAUACUAUUAUAUCCAGGAGGCCAACCAGAGAAGGCCGGGUGGACCCAUCCCCUGCCCAUUUCAUGAGGGCUUGGAAAAAGUCCUGCCUUUCUCCCAAGCCUGGCAUGAAGUCCCUGAUGCUGAGCCCAUAGGCUAUGAACCCUCAGGGGCACCCAGUUUGAACCCCAUGCCAGUUUGGACUCCUCCCUGGCUGGGUCAGCUGCUACCUGAGGUCAUCACGUGGAACGGCCCCAUCAUUGAUGAAGGAGAGACUAGUGGGACAGCCAUGAACAGCCUCCAGGAGCCACCACAGCUAAUUUCAAGGACCCCCCAUACUUUUAUCUAUGUCAUAAACCAAAUGGACAACUGGAACAUCCCCCAAAGGACACCUGAGCAGAUUCCAUGGGCCCCAAGUCCUCUCAUCUUUAUGUCAAAUAACUUCACCCAGGAGCCCUUCUUUCAAUAUCCAACACAGAUUAUCCCAUUUCAGUCCAUACAAGUUCCUUCUUUCCUGCAUCAAAGGACUAUUGAGAACAACCCCCAUUUUGAACCCCAAGACUCCCCUUCAGGCAGUGAUGGUUUUGACCUCAUGGAAGAUGAGGAGGCAGGUCAGUGUAUCUCCCCAGAGAGACCCCAGGGAAUUCUCUCCAGGGAUACCCCUUUGAUCAACACGGACAAAGAAGAGCCAGUUGGAAACAGUUCCCAAGACCCAACAGAAUUGACCCCACAGACUGUGCCAACUCUUCAUUCAACCCACAAAGAGGAGAGAGUUGACACCACCCCCCAAGGUCAUGCUCCACAGGAGAUCUCCUACACCCCAAUAUCCUGUAUCCAGAAUCCAAGGACCUAUGAAUACCACCCUCCAAAUCCAUGCUUAAUGAGUCCAUCUCCAUUUCCCUACCCACAUGAACCCCCACAAUUCUUCCCCCCAUCUCUGUAUUUCUUUCCCCACAUGCACAUCCAGAUGCAAUAA